Messenger RNA from Pipistrellus nathusii (Nathusius's pipistrelle), 600 nucleotides. The record is from the annotation of a GenBank genome assembly. NCBI's taxonomy places the organism in Eukaryota, Metazoa, Chordata, Mammalia, Chiroptera, Vespertilionidae.
AUGCGGCGGGGACCAGCAGCUGUCACUCUGGAGCGGAUGGCCGUGGAGUUCAGCAGACUGUCAAUGGCAGGAUACCAGCUCUGGUCACCAUGGACCCCACUGGAUGAGAGCUUCCAAUGGCUGCGGCACACAACACCUACACCUUCUUCCAAGCACCCCUUUAGAGCUUCCCCCUGCUUCCCACACACCCCUUCUGACCUGGAAGUGCAGCUCUGCUUUCAAGAGGUCACUCUAGUCCUAGACAGCCCAUUCCUGGAAUCCGGGGUGAGUCCCAAGUUACCCUGCCACACAUCAGAGCUCCGAACCAUUAACAACAAGAAAGGGCUGGUCAGGAAGCCCCAGCCUGUCCGCCUCAGUGGAGUGGAUUCGGUCUUUGGCAGGGUCAUCACGGCUCAGCCUCCAAAGUGGACUGGGACCUUCAGAGUUUCAGACAAGUCAGCCUUUUGCAAAAUCAUCAGCCGGGAGCACCAGUGGCCCACUGGACUUAAGGAGCCUCAGAUUCAGAUGACAGUGACCAUGUGCAAACAGAUGCUGCGCUCCAUCCUCUUGCUGUAUGCAACGUACAAGAAGUGUACCUUUGCCUUGCAACACUCCAAGUGA